AUGAUCGCGUCUGGUGCGACAGUACACACUCCCGAAUCCAAACACAUCGGUGCGGAUACGAAGCAGCAGAAACCAAGCCGCGGUGGAGUUGGAGGGUUGACACCCACGACACCCUCUCGACUAGCGCAUCUUGUCGAGCAGGGGGUUAAGUAUUCGGCUUCCAUUUCGAUUCUACGUCGUCUACCCCAGUAUGUCCCUGUUGGCGGCUGCCGCCAACGCCCUGCCAAGUUGACUGGUUCAGUUGUGGCGGUCAGUUUGCCAUUCUUGACAUCUACCACGGGCAGCCCAAUGGCACUUCGAAAUUCGAAGGGCAUUUUUGCCAUCAACGGUGUGGUGUCAGCGCUCUGCUACGACCUGUCUACAAAUAACAGAGAGAGGCAUCGAUGCGGAGACGUUGGGGCGCUUGGGAUCGUCGCCCCGGAGGAAGGGGUCUCGGAGGCAACAGACAAGAUCCGGGCGGAGCCAACCACCUCAAUAUCCAAGUUGAACCUCUGGAGUCAGCGAGUCAUUGCCAGCCCUUCCGAUUUCAUUGUGGACAAGACUGCAGAAUACGAGUGGCGAUCAGCCAGUGGGACGCCGGGAACAGCGAUAGCUGUGCUUCUUACGGGUACUCCCUACACAUUAUGGAACCCAGCAAGUGGUGUCAAGUCCCUCACAAAAGAGGAAAAUGCUGGCGGUUGGGAGAAACCCACAGACUCACCCAGACGCUUCCCGUCAGGCCGAUAG
This is a messenger RNA of Colletotrichum paranaense, 726 nucleotides long. RefSeq lists its product as uncharacterized. Bases 1 to 726 code for a protein of 241 amino acids. NCBI's taxonomy places the organism in Eukaryota, Fungi, Ascomycota, Sordariomycetes, Glomerellales, Glomerellaceae. The transcript is spliced from 4 exons. The record is from RefSeq and is a predicted model, not a curated record.